This is a messenger RNA of Oenanthe melanoleuca, 7215 nucleotides long. It is a transcript of the gene OBSL1, whose product is annotated as obscurin like cytoskeletal adaptor 1. Lineage: Eukaryota; Metazoa; Chordata; Aves; Passeriformes; Muscicapidae. Gene Ontology annotation, molecular function: protein binding. The record is from RefSeq and is a predicted model, not a curated record.
GGACCUCCCUGCUGCCCAGGGUGACUCAGUUGUUCCUGCCUUGCGGAGGCAGCUGCGGCCGGGGCAGCCUUCAUCAUCCUGCUGGAGAGGGAUUGCACUGGCCACAUUCCUAUUUGGCCCUAUCACCGUCAAGGGGCCAGGCUGAUGAUUCCUACUGCUGCUCCAGCCAGCUGUCUGCCGUGACCCUGGGGAGCUGGUGAUGGAGGGGUUUGGGGGAGCCCCCAGGUUCCUGGCCUAUCCACGUGCCUUCACAGUCCAAAGUGGCACCAAUGUGGUCCUGAGCUGCCAGAUCGUGGGUGAUCCCCAGCCAAGCAUCCUCUGGGAAAAGGACAAGAAUACCAUCGAGCCCUCAGGCCGUUUCCAUAUGGAGUCCAAAGGGGACCUGUACAGCCUGCUGGUGUCCUGUGCCACCCCCAAGGACAGCGGACUCUAUGUCUGCAGAGCCAAGAAUAGUGUUGGCGAGACUUACGCUGCCACCGCGCUCAGGGUGGAGCCGGCGGAGCCCCGAGAGGAGGAAGGAUGCUCAGGCAGCGUGGCACCCGCCUUCCUCAUCGCCCCCUCGUCCAUGCGGGUGUGCCGGGGGGAGGAUGUGAUGUUCACCUGCAGGGUGUCUGGGCAGCCCUGCCCGGUGCUGGAGUGGGAGAAGGACGGGCACAAGCUCUCCGACCUCUUUGAGAGCAGCCACUUUGCAGUGGGGCAGAAACCAGAGGACUGGCACUUCCUGAAGUUGUUCGGUGCCCGGCCCCAGGACGGGGGAGUGUACGUCUGCCGGGCUCGCAGCGGCUCCCAGGAGGCCCUGGCUGCUGCCGUGCUCCUGGUCGAGCCCCAGGCGCUGCGGGACGGGCUCCCCAAUGGCUGCCCCGCCGAUGGUGCCCCGGUCCUGGCGGAGCGGUGGCGGCGGCACGCGGCGGGACGGCGGGCGGGACCGGAGAGCUGGGUGCCCAACGGCGUGGUGCCCGCCAGGGCGCCGGGGGCCAAGGCAUUUGCCGUGAGCGCAGGGAAGCACGCCAAGUUUCGCUGCUACGUUACGGGCAAGCCCAAGCCAGAGAUUAUCUGGCAGAAAGAUGGUGAGCCCCUCGCCCCUGGCCGCAGGCAUCUCAUCUACGAGGACCGGGAGGGCUACUUCAUCCUCAAGGUGCUGUACUGCAAACCCCAGGACCAGGGGCUGUACGUGUGCACCGCUUCCAACACCGCUGGCCAGACCCUCAGCGCAGUGCAGCUCCAGGUGAAAGAGCACCGGCUGCGGUUCCAGGUGCAGCUGGCCGAUGUGGAAGUAGCAGAGCGGGAGGAUGCAGUGUUGGAGUGCCAGGUGCCAUUGGAAACCAUCCCCACCUCCUGGUACCUGGAGGACAGGGAGCUGCAGCCCAGUCACAAGUAUGUGAUGGAGGAGCAAGGGCUGGUGCGGCGCCUGACCAUCCGCGAUGCGCGCACCGAUGACGACGGCAUCUACCUCUGCCAAAUGAAGGACAAAGGGCGCAGCAUCGCCGAGGUCUCUGUCCGAGGGGUGAUUGUGAAGCGGCUGCCACGGAAGCUGGAUGUGAUGGAGGGGGAGAACGCGGUUUUCUGUGUGGAGACGCGGGAUGUGGUAGAGGGGAGCUGCUGGAGCCGGGAUGGGAUACAGCUGCGGGAGUCACCCCGUACCGUGCUGAAGAGCUUCGGCAGGACACACCUCCUGGUGCUGGUGCACGUCACCCGCCAGGACGCGGGCAUCAUCUCCUUCACUGUCGGCGAGUCGCAGACAUCCUCCCAGCUCCGAGUCAAGUGUGUGAAGCACGACCCUCCGAGUGCACCGGUGGCAGCUGAGAUGAGCGUGGUGGAGAGCAACACGGCCCUGCUGACCUGGUGUCCUGCGCCUGACGCCCACCUCCGCCCCGCCAGCCACUACGUGCUGGAGCGCCGGGAGGCGGCGGGAGGGGAGUGGGUGCAGUGCCUGGCCACCGACCUGCCCAGCUGCGUGCGGGUGCUGGGCGACAGCGUGCCUCGCGAGGCCGACUACUGCUUCCGCGUCUCUGCCGCCAACAAGCACGGCAGGAGCGGCCCUGUGCAGUUCCCUGGAUCCGUGCACCUUGCCCCAGCAGCUCGUCUGGAGAGGGGUCUGCAGGACACAUGGGUGAGGGAUGGUGAGGAUGCACAGUUCUCCCUGGAGCUGUCAGCCGUGGUUCAUGGAUCCUGGUUCCUCAACGGUGCCAGGCUGGGUGAGGAGGAGGAUGCAGGCGGCCGGUGCAGCAUACAGCGCCAUGGGAUGGAGCACUCGCUGCUGAUCCGGGGGGCCACGACUGCCCCACAGGUCCACAUUGCCCCAGUGUCUGAGGGUGAACGGCUCCGGAAAGUGCCAGCAGGGAUGCCUGUGCUGCUGGAAUGCCAGGUGUCCACCCCGGAUGCCCCUGUCUGCUGGCUGAAGGAUGGCAAGGCCGUGCCCCUGGAUGACAUUAUCGCAGUGCAGGCUGAAGGCUGCGUGCGGAGGCUGCUGCUGCGCUCAGCGUGUCCCUCAGACACCGGAGUGUACACCUGUGACGCUGGGGAUGACGCCGUGAGCUUUGUGGUGACCGUGACCGAGGAGCCGGUGAGGAUCGUCAGCUCCAACGAGGAAGAAUCCCACACCUACCUGGCCAGGCAGCGUGUGGAGCUGUGGUGCCAGCUAUCCCGCCCAGCAGCCCCAGUGCGCUGGUACAAGGAUGGAGAGGAGGUGGAAGUGGGAGAGAGCCUGGUGCUGGAGCAGGAGGGGUCACGGUGCAAGCUGGUGCUGCCCUGCGCUCAGACACAGGACACAGGGGAGUUUGUCUGUGAUGCUGGUGGGGACUCUGCCUUCUACACAAUCACUGUGGCAGAGGAGCCGGUGAGGAUCGUCAGCUCCAACGAGAGGGCUUCCCACUCCUAUGUGGCCGGACAGCGUGUGGAGCUGUGGUGCCAGCUGUCCCGCCUGGCAGCCCCAGUGCGCUGGUACAAGGAUGGGGAGGAGGUGGAGGCAGGUGAGAGCCUGGUGCUGGAGCAGGAGGGGCUGCAGUGCCGGCUGGUGCUGCCCUGCGCCCGGCCACAGGACACAGGGGAAUUUGUCUGCGAUGCUGGUGGGGACUCUGUCUUCUACACAGUCACUGUGGCAGAGGUACCAGUGAGGAUUGUCAGUUCCAACAAGGAGGCCCCUCACUCCUACAUGGUUGGGCAGCGCGUGGAGCUGUGGUGCCAGCUGUCCUGCCCAGUGUCCCCAGUGUGCUGGUACAAGGAUGGUGAAGAAGUGGAGGUGGAUGAGACCCUGGUGUUGGAGCAGGAAGGCCUGCAGUACCGGCUGGUGCUGCCCUGUGCCCGGAUGCAGGACACAGGGGAGUUUGUCUGCAAUGCCAGAGAUGCAUCUGUCUCCUACUCCAUCUUGGUGGCAGAGCCACCAGUGAGGAUCCUGCAGCCUCCACAGCGCUCACUGGAGCUGCUGGUUCAGGCACCAGGGUGUGUGGAACUGCGGUGUGAGCUCUCUGUGCCGGACGCUCCGGUGCACUGGUUCAAGGAUGGGUUGGAGGUGGAUGAGACUGAUAACCUGCUGCUGCUGGUGGAGGGGGCCUGGCGCUGUCUCUUCAUCCCCAAGAGCAGUGCAGAGGAUGCAGGCGAGUACAUCUGCGAGACCAAGGACGAGGCCGUCUCCUUCGAUGUCAAGGUGUCAGUCAGUGGAGGUGCUGAUGUGGUUCUGGCCACCAGUGGAUGCCCACCCACUGGGCCACCCAGCAGAGGUGCUCACCUGAGGCUGGCAGCAGAGGAGUGCCCAGGGCUGCGUUGUCCCUGCGUUGCUUUGUAUCACAGAUAUGCCAUACCUGCAGAGCCUCCGGUGAGGAUCCUGCAGCCCUGCAGACCUGUCCCUGUCAUGACGGUGUCCCCGGGGGAGACGGUGACACUGUGCUGUGAGCUGUCCCGCACGGAUGCACCCGUGUGCUGGGCAAAGGAGGGUGUCAGGCUCGAGGCAGGGGGCAGCCUGGUUCUGGAGGAGGAAGGUGUCCAUCGCCGGCUGCUCAUCCCUGCUGCCCAAGCUGAACACUCUGGAAAAUACACCUGUGACACCACCAAUGACACAGUGACUUUCACCAUCCAAGUGUUGGAUCCACUGGUCAGGAUCCUGGAGAAGGAUGUCCUGCCCACCCACCGGCGCUGCCAGGCCAUGGAGGACCUGGUGUUGGAGGUGCACCUCUCACACACCCAUGGGGAGGUGAAGUGGUACAAGGACGGGGAGAAGCUGCAGGACACAGGGCGUGUGCGGCUGGAGGAGGACGGGGUGCGCCGAUCCCUUGUGAUCCUGGGCACCACGGGCAAGGAUGCUGGGGAGUAUCUUUGUGACACCGGUGAUGACAGUAUCGUCUUCUUCAUCACUGUAGAAGUCCCAGAGCCACCGGUGACCAUCGUGGGCAGCACAGGUACCAUGGUACAUCGCUGCCUGGUGGCUGGGGAAGACCUGGUGCUGGCUUGUGAGCUCUCGCGGCCCGACGCCACCGUGCGCUGGCUCCGGAAUGGCCAGGAGGUGCAGCCGGGUGAACGGGUGCAGGUUGAGGCUCAUGGGGCGCUGAGGCAGCUCACCAUCCAUGGGGCACAGCCCAGCGAUGCAGGGUGCUACAUCUGUGACGCUGCCAGCGACCGCAUGGUGACAAACGUGGAGGUGUCAGCCCGGCCUGUGUGCAUUGUCAACAAGGAGGAGGCGCAGAGCCCGCUGGAGGUGCAGGAGGGGGACAGUGUGACACUGGUGGCUCGGCUGUCCCCGGAGACAGCGGCAGUGCAGUGGCAGAAGGAUGGACAGACGCUGUGCUCAGGUGGGCGGCUGCUGGUGUGCAGCGAGGGUCCCACACGCAGCCUCACCAUCAAGCAAACAGAGCUGGGUGAUGGUGGCAUCUUCCUCUGCGACGCCGGUGAUGAUGAGGUGCAUUUCACACUACGUGUGAAAGAGGCACCCGUGCUGUUCGUGAACAAACGAGAGGAGCAGGAGAAGCUGCUGGUGCUGGAGGGCGGCAGUGCCGUGCUCUCCGCCAUCACCUCCACCGAGCGCUCGGAUGUCACCUGGCUGGGCCCGCAGCAGGCGGCGGUGGCCGGCGAGCGCUGCGAGCUGCGGCGGGAUGGCCGAGUGCACAGCCUCAUCAUCCACAACGUGGCCAUGGAGGACGCCGGCACCUACACCUGCCUCUCACCCCACGACCAGAUGCAGUUCGACGUGACCGUCCGAGAGCUGCGGGUGAAGUUCCUGCGCGGGCUGUCGGACGUGCGAGCGCGGCAGGGCGAGCGGGUGGUGCUGUGGUGCGAGCUGUGCAAGGCGCGGGGCGAUGUGGUGUGGCGGAAGGACGGGCGGGUGCUGGCGCCUGGCCCCCGCCGGCAGAUGACGGCGCACGGACGGGAGCGGUCGCUGGUGCUGAGCCGCGUGGAGCCCGGGGAUGCCGGCGAGUACUGCUGCGAGUCCAACGACGACCAGACCCUGGCAACGCUGACGGUGCAGGUCCCCAGGGUGGUGGAGAUCAUCAUGGAGCUGCAGAGCCUGACGGUGCUGGAGGGGGAUGAUGCCACCUUCAAGUGCCUCGUGUCCCCCGAAGAUGUGGCUGUGACAUGGCAGCUGAAUGGCCAGCCCGUGGUCCCCAGUGAGCGUCUGCUGGUGACAAGGAGUGGCCUGUGCCACAGCCUCACCCUCCGGCAGUGCCAGACAGGUGAUGCAGGAACUGUGACAGCCAAUGCCGAGGGCCUGGUGAGCACAGCUCGGCUGAGUGUACAAGAGGCACAGGUGCUGUUCGUACGGAAGCUGCAGGAUGUGGUGGCAGAGGAGCAGGGGGACGUGUGCCUGGAGGUGGAGGUGAGCCACGAGGCUGCCGAGGUGCAGUGGCUGAAGCAGGGCAUCCUCCUUCAGCCGAGCAGCAAGUACCAGCUGCGGGAGUCGGGGUGCCGGCGCACCCUCACCAUCUGCUGCCUCGGCCCUGCUGACCGCGGCACCUACCGCUGCGAGAGCCUGCACGACCGCACGCAGGCCAAGCUCCAUGUGGAACCCCGGAAGGUGUCAAUCCGGACACCACUGGCAGAUGUGGAGACCUUUGAGAAGGAGACAGCCACCUUUCACCUGGAACUGUCUCACCCUGGCGUGACUGGGGUCUGGACACGGGACGGCAUCCGGGUGAAGCCCAGCAGUACGUGCCGAAUCAGUGCCACGGGCUGUGGGCACAGCCUGACACUGGAGAGGCUUGCACUGGAAGACUCGGGCACCGUCACCUUCACUGCUGACACUCUGCGCUGCAGCGCCCACCUGCGCGUGCGGGAGCCUCCAGUCACUAUGGUGAGGGUCCCACGAGACCUAGGGGUCCCAGAGACAGGGGUUGCCAGCUUUGAAUGUGAGCUGUCGCGCCCAAAUGCAGAGGUGAAAUGGUUCAAGGAUGGACAGGAGCUGCGGCCAGGGCCCAACUGUCGCAUCUACUCAGCGGGACGGCGCCGCAUCCUGCAGCUGAGCCGCUGCGAGCUGACCGACACUGGCAGCUACACCUGCGAUGCAGGCGACUGCCGAGCCUCUGCCACGCUGCACGUCCAGGAGCGCCAGGUCCACAUUGUGCAGGAGCUGCAGGACGUCCAGGUGCGGGAGGGUGACAACGCAGUCUUCACCUGCGAGGUGUCACACGGGGACGUGAAGGGCGAGUGGUUUCGGGACGGGGAGAAAAUCAAGGUCUCCAGCACAGUGAAGAUACGGCAAGAAGGGACCCGGCACUUCCUGCUGUUUUGUGGUGCGCGCCCUGAGGACAAGGGACUCAUCCGCUUCACAGCCAGGACAGUCACCUCGGAGGCCAGUCUGCAGGUGGAAGCACUGCCAAUCCGGAUUGUGAAGCCACUGCGGGACAAGACGGUGCUGGCGAGGCACAAGGCGACACUGGAGUGCACCGUGUCCCACGCCCGGGGCCGGGUGCGCUGGCUCCGUGGGGACACCGAGAUCUUUGCCGGUGACAAGUAUGAGAUCUGCAAUCUGGACUGCUACCGCACACUCAUCAUUCACCGCGUGGGCCCUGAAGACGAGGACUCGUACACCUGCGACGCCUUCGAUGACCGCUCCACUGCCCGGCUCCUUGUGGAGGGGAGCUAGAAGCCAGGAUGCACUUUCUCAGAGUAGAUGGAUGCCACUGCUGAGAGAUGUGGUCAUGCUCCCCUGGCAUGGACAGACACAUGGACACCAUGCCCAGCCUGCUCCAGCCUCAGGGAUCUGCAAUAAACAGCCUUUUUUUCUGACAU